CCGCGAGAUUUCCCGAGAUCUGAGUCAACAUGGCGGAAGGAGAGACCCUGGAAUCCUGGCUCAAUAAAGCCACUAAUCCUGCAAAUCGACAAGAGGAUUGGGAGUACAUCAUCGGCUUCUGUGACCAGGUCAACAAGGAGCUGGAAGGACCACAGAUUGCUGUCAGGCUGCUGGCUCAUAAAAUCCAGUCUCCUCAGGAGUGGGAGGCGGUGCAAACCCUUACAGUGUUAGAAGCUUGUAUGAAGAACUGUGGGCGGAGGUUUCACAAUGAAGUAGGAAAAUUCCGAUUCCUGAAUGAAUUAAUCAAAGUGGUUUCUCCGAAGUAUUUAGGAGACAGAGUAUCCGAAAAGGUCAAAGCAAAAGUAAUUGAAUUGCUGUAUAGCUGGACAGUCGCUCUCCCGGAGGAAAUCAAAAUCAAAGACGCCUACCAGAUGUUAAAGAAACAAGGUAUUUUGCAACAUGAUCCUCAGAUCCCAGUUGAUAAGACCCUGAUUCCCUCACCCCCAACUCGCCCUAAAAACGCAGUAUUUGAAGACAAUGAAAAAUCUAAGCUGUUAGCCAGAUUACUGAAGAGCAAAAACCCAGAGGACCUACAAGAAGCCAACAAACUCAUUAAGAAUAUGGUGAAAGAGGAUGAAGCCCGAAUGCAGAAAAUAACAAAGCGUUUGAACACUCUGGAGGAAGUGAACAAUAAUGUGCGUCUGUUGAAUGAAAUGUUGGCUCAUUACAGCAAGGAGGAGUCGACAGAAGGGGACAAAGAGCUGAUGACGGAGUUGUACGAGCGUUGUGAGAAGAUGAGACGGACAUUGUUCAAACUUGCAAGUGAAACCGAGGACAAUGACAACAGCUUGGGUGAGAUUUUACGAGCGAGCGAUGACCUUUCACGUGCAAUAAACUCCUACAAAAAGAUAGUUCAAGGACAGGCUGUAAAUGGGGAGCUGGACCUACCUGAACUUCCAAAGCCAUCAGUCAGCAGUGGAGCCAGUAACACAGAGACAUUGAUCGACUUGGCAGGGUUGGAUGUCCCAUCAGCAAAGGCUAAUCCCACUGCAGCACCAGUAUUCCCCAUCAUCCCUCCUCCUCCACACAUCUCCAAUGAUCUCAGCUCCCGAUCAGCCAGCCUGUCAAAUGUGAUCAAGCCACCUCCGAGUUCGGUUGGACUGCUGGAUGUGGAGCUGCUUUCUCUGGGACUGAAUGAUCCUCCAUUGAGCUCCGAGAUUGACAAAGACUCCAGAGGAUCUCUGUGGAACGGUUUUCAGGUUGAAACCGCUGCUCUUAACCCCUUCGCUGGGCCACCAGCUGCCGAUGGGCAGGUUCCCUCAAUGACUCUUCUGGUGCAGUCGGUCCCUUGGACAUUAAACCAGCCCUCAGCUCAGUCUCUCCUGUCAUUCCCAGGGCUUUCCCUGGCUCCACACACACCGACCAUUCCUCUGCUAUUGAAUGCAGCCUCCACCAUUUCCAGCAUGUCUCAGUCUAACUCAGCCUCGGCGGUCCAGCCACCUCUCCAUGUCUCCAGGAUUCCAGGUGCCCCGGUCCAUUCCGAUUCCUGCACCCAGCCGGCACUCAGCAGCAGCAUGUGUGAGCUGGAUGUGCUUGGUCAGAAGGUUCUAGAAGAGGUCAAAGGUGCUUCUGGUGUGAUGGGCAUUGUCUCUGGGUUACCAGCGGGCAGUGGGUACAGUACCCCCUCUGCAGCACCCGGCAGCCCCCUAUUCCGCUCACUCUCCCCUCAGCCAUCCAGUCCCCUUCGAAGUGUUAUUCCAGACAUGUCGCUUAGCAAUGUGACAGUUCCUCUGGAAACGAUUAAACCAAGUAGUAUUCUCCCUGUGACUGCAUAUGACAAGAAUGGUUUUAGGAUCCUGCUGCACUUUGCGAAGGACUGCCCUCCCACAAGGCUGGACGUGCUUGUGAUUGUCAUCUCCAUGAUCAGCACCUCACCCCUGCCCAUUACUAACGUGGUACUGCAGGCAGCUGUACCCAAGACAAUGAAAGUGAAGUUACAGCCUCCGUCGGGGACUGAACUGGCUCCAUUCAAUCCUGUCCUGCCUCCAGCCUCCAUCACUCAAGUCAUGUUACUGGCAAACCCUCUGAAGGAGAAAGUCAGAUUGAGAUACAAGCUGACUUUUACAAUGGGACAGCAGACAUGCUCGGAGAUGGCGGAGGUGGACCAGUUCCCCCCAGCUGAGAAAUGGGGAUAUCUCUGACCCUCCACUGUCAGUCACAGCCUCGAGUACACCAACUGCCUCCACUCGGGUCGCCAGACUGAAGCACUGUGCGGUCUGUCUGUGUCUGGAAUGGAUGAAGGAACAAGCUGCAAGGUGGGGUCGAGGCUGGUGUCUGCAGCAGGGCUCAGAAUCUGGCCUCUGAUUUUGCGGGUUUUUUUUUCACAGUUGAAGGGGGCUACACCCUGUACUCAAAACCAACUCCAAAACCAUUAUCAGAGGCUCCUUGCAUCAACAUUGCUUUUGUGAAAGGAUUAAUUAGUGUUGAAAUGAUCAGCCAGAAAUUUCAUUGAGUGACUGGUUGAAUUGUCCAGCCCAGCUUAACUCUUGGCUCUGGUUGAGUUUGCUGAACACUGAUGGGUUCCCAGUUAUAAUCCUCAUGCAGCCCAGGUUCCUUUUGCUGAUCUCCACCCAGUGACUCUUGCUGCAAGUGUCCAGGCACCAGAUGAGGACAGGGGUAGGACUUUGCUGUUGGGAGGCCAAUGAAGAUAAGCAGAACCCACGUCACAGUGAAAUAAAAUCAAAAAAUGCUCGGAACACUGCAGGUCAGACAGCAUCUGUGGCGAGAGAAACACACAUUUUGGGUUGAUAAGGUUGCAUGAAAGCAAGAAAAAGUUCUAGAUGUGAGCGUUUUUAAACUAGUUAAGAAGCAGGGAAAAGAGGAGAAAAGAGCAAAGGGAAGGUCUGUGAUAGGGUGGAGGGCAGGAAAGAUUAAAUGACAAAGGGAUGGUGGUGCAAGGCCAAAGGAGGGGGCGAUGGGACAAGCAAAGAAAAAGAAUCAGCACCAACAGCUGCUCCUGGAAAAAUGGGUUAUGAUCUGAAAUUGUUGAAUGCAGUGUUGAAUCCAGAAAGCGAUAAAGUGCCUAAUCAAAAGAUAUGAGGUGCCGUUCCUCGAGCUUCCGCCGAACAUCAUUGGAACAGGAGGCUGAGGUCAAAGCCACACAGCUAAUUAAAAUGACUAGUACUCAGGAGGUCAGGGUCACACUUGCAGACUGAGCAAUGGUGUUCCACAGAGCAAUCAAGCCUGCAUUCAAUCUCCCCAAUGUAGAGGGGGCUGCAGUGUUGUCAGUGAGAAGUCCAAACUGCACAAGGAGCAAACAUUGACAAUGAAGAGAAACAACUCAGCAGAGCUGGUAUAGUUCUGGACCUGGAAUAGAGAUGUGGGAUUGCACCAGUGUUCUUCAUCACUCUGAGCAGGAGCUGAUACUGGCCAGGGAUUGGGAAAGGAAUGUGUCAACUUAAACCGCUUGUUCAAACCAUUCCUAUUACACCAUCACUCUCCUCCUAUAGAGGGAAUAUCACCUCUGAUCUUUACUCUCCUUCCUGUUUUUAUUGCUGAUGUUCCAAUGGCUUCAUCUGAAUGUUGAUGAACUCUCUGCAGUUUGUUCACCAUCAUAGUCCAUUGGUGACCCUUAAACAUUUCAAAAGUCAUCUUCCUUCAGUGGAUAUCACUAAAUAAAGCUUUCAUUUAAUUUUGACCUUUACCCUUUGUUUCUCCAUGAUUGGCAAUUGGGUCUAUACAAUGAACAUCCAGCUGUGUUUAGCUGUUGCUUUAAGGAGGAGGGUCUGCCACCCCCAUCUCCCCC
This is a messenger RNA of Carcharodon carcharias (great white shark), 3805 nucleotides long. It is a transcript of the gene gga3b, whose product is annotated as golgi associated, gamma adaptin ear containing, ARF binding protein 3b. Gene Ontology annotation, biological process: intracellular protein transport; vesicle-mediated transport. NCBI's taxonomy places the organism in Eukaryota, Metazoa, Chordata, Chondrichthyes, Lamniformes, Lamnidae. The transcript has 17 exons. The record is from RefSeq and is a predicted model, not a curated record. Gene Ontology annotation, molecular function: phosphatidylinositol binding; small GTPase binding; ubiquitin binding. The coding region runs from base 30 to 2201 and encodes 723 amino acids. Gene Ontology annotation, cellular component: trans-Golgi network.